Molecule: messenger RNA, 6809 nt
Organism: Ictidomys tridecemlineatus (thirteen-lined ground squirrel)
Lineage: Eukaryota; Metazoa; Chordata; Mammalia; Rodentia; Sciuridae
Gene: Epha6
Product: EPH receptor A6
Biological process (GO): axon guidance; ephrin receptor signaling pathway; protein phosphorylation
Cellular component (GO): plasma membrane; dendrite
Molecular function (GO): protein binding; transmembrane-ephrin receptor activity; ATP binding
Source: RefSeq, a predicted model, not a curated record
GCCAGGCUAGGGAGCGCCAGGCUUGGCCAAGCUCAGCAGAGCUCUAGCUCCAGCUCUGCCCUCCGUGCCACCUCGGCCUCGGGGCGAGAGCUUGGGGACCCAAGACGCCAAGAUCUCUCCCCUCAAAUAGCCGCAUAGCUCCGGCCCCCGGAGGUCCCACCAAGUAGCCUGCGCCUCGGCUAGGAGCUACUCGAACCCUAGGAGACAGCAGGGGCAGAGGGGGCGUUUUGCGUGGGGAAAGCCAUACGCCAGCCGCUCUUUGGGCACCACGGUGGACGUCGCCUUUGAAAGGCUCAGAGCUCACAGUCCGACGCUGCCAAGUCGCGGGAGCUCAAGGACCCCGGAAUCCCAGCGCAAAGGCUGAGACAAUGCUGGUGACCUCCAACGCGAAGUCACCGCCACACGGCGACGCGCCGACCUCCGCGAGCCCUGGUGCCAAGCUCUCUCCCGUUUCCAGCCAGAUGUGACUCCCUCUGCUGCUUCCUCCCUCUUUUGGCUUUCCAAGGACUACAAGCCAAAAGCCUGCCACAAAGCUUAGUCGAUCGCCCUAGUGGACAAGUUUGGGCCGCUACUGGUGUCGCCAAGCACUGCCCGGGACCGGUAGCGCUAACCCACUACACGCACCCCCUCCAGCGGCGAUAAUGUGGAGAAGUAAGGGGAAGGCAAUAUCGCGAACCGAGUAGUCAUAAAACGGUCUGCGCUGCUGUCGCGAAAUGGGUGGUUAAGUGCUUGGGGGACUAAGCGCGCGGCCUCUGAGAUGCUCAGAAAACUGCUGCCACGACCCGGGCGCGGUGCAGAUGCGGCCGAGGUGGAAGCGUCUGUGCUGCGAACCUCUGUCGACGCCACUCAAACAAGGAGCUGAGGGCUUAGUCCGCAGCUCGCCCGGACCACUCGCGGCUGCUUGGAGCCGCCUCUUUCUCCAGGUUCUCCCGCACCGGCGGGAGGAAAGUUCUCGCUGCCCCCGCACCUCUUCACAGCUGCGCAGCCUCCCUUACUUUGGUCUCUGCAAGUGCCCACUUUAGUCCCGAGAGGCGCUCUGGCCGCCCGAACUGCCUGCCCCUAGCACCUGGUGGUCCCUCCCUUCAUCCCCGCGGUGAGGCGCCCUCCCCCGCCCCUCGCUCCCCUCCCCCAAACCACAGCCCUAGCUCGCUCCUGCGCGCGCGCUCUCCGGGGCCCAAGUGAAUAGUCCUCGCGCGAGCGGGACACAGUGGUGGAUGCAAUUCCCCUCGCCUCCAGCCGCCAGGAGCUCCCCGGCGCCGCAGGCAGUGUCCUCCUCCGAAGCAGCUGCACUCGCACCUGGGCAGCCUGGACCCUCGUGCCCUGCUCCCGGGGUCUCACGCGGGGGGCGCCCCGGGACACCCCCUGCGGGCCGGGUGGAGGUGGAGGAGGAGGAGGAGGAAGAAGACGUGGACCAAGACCCCCACCCUAUCCUGAACACCUGGUUGAGCUGCUACCACUUCUUUUUAAGGGAAAAAAAAGAGCCCGGGAGAACCAUGGGGGGCUGCGAAGUCCAGGAAUUUCUUUUGCAAUUUGGUUUCUUCUUGCCACUGCUGACAGCUUGGCCAGGCGACUGCAGUCACGUCUCCAACAACCAAGUUGUGUUGCUUGAUACGACAACUGUGCUGGGAGAACUAGGAUGGAAGACAUAUCCAUUAAAUGGGUGGGAUGCCAUCACUGAAAUGGAUGAACACAAUAGGCCUAUUCAUACUUACCAGGUAUGCAAUGUAAUGGAGCCAAACCAAAACAACUGGCUUCGUACAAACUGGAUCUCACGUGAUGCAGCUCAGAAAAUUUAUGUGGAAAUGAAGUUCACACUAAGGGAUUGUAACAGCAUCCCUUGGGUCUUGGGGACUUGCAAAGAAACCUUUAAUCUGUAUUAUAUGGAAUCAGAUGAGUCCCAUGCAAUUAAAUUCAAGCCAAGCCAGUAUAUAAAGAUUGACACAAUUGCUGCUGAUGAGAGUUUUACCCAGAUGGAUUUAGGUGAUCGCAUCCUCAAACUCAACACCGAAAUUCGUGAAGUGGGGCCUAUAGAAAGAAAGGGAUUUUAUCUGGCAUUUCAAGACAUUGGGGCAUGCAUUGCCCUGGUCUCCGUUCGUGUUUUCUACAAAAAGUGUCCCUUCACUGUUCGAAACUUGGCCAUGUUUCCCGAUACCAUCCCAAGAGUUGACUCUUCCUCUUUGGUUGAAGUACGGGGCUCUUGUGUGAAGAGUGCUGAAGAGCGUGAUACUCCUAAACUAUAUUGUGGAGCAGAUGGAGAUUGGUUGGUUCCUCUUGGAAGGUGUAUCUGCAGUACAGGAUAUGAAGAAAUUGAGGGUUCUUGCCAUGCUUGCAGACCAGGAUUCUAUAAAGCCUUUGCUGGUAACACAAAGUGUUCUAAAUGCCCUCCGCAUAGUUUAACCUACAUGGAAGCAACAUCUGUUUGUCAGUGUGAAAAGGGUUACUUCCGAGCUGUAAAAGAUCCACCUUCUAUGGCAUGUACCAGGCCACCUUCAGCUCCUAGGAAUGUGGUUUUUAACAUCAAUGAAACAGCCCUUAUUUUGGAAUGGAGCCCACCAAGUGAUACAGGAGGGAGGAAAGAUCUCACAUACAGUGUAAUCUGUAAGAAAUGUGGCUUAGACCCCAGCCAGUGUGAGGACUGUGGUGGAGGACUCCGCUUCAUCCCAAGACACACUGGCCUGAUCAACAAUUCCGUGGUAGUACUUGACUUUGUGUCUCACGUGAAUUACACCUUUGAAAUAGAAGCCAUGAAUGGAGUUUCCGAGUUGAGUUUUUCUCCCAAACCGUUCACAGCUAUUACAGUGACUACGGAUCAAGAUGCACCUUCUCUAAUAGGUAUGGUAAGGAAGGACUGGGCAUCCCAAAAUAGCAUUGCUCUAUCAUGGCAAGCACCUGCUCUCUCCAAUGGAGCCAUUCUGGACUACGAGAUCAAGUACUAUGAGAAAGUCUACCCACGGAUAGCGCCGGCAUUUUGGCACUACCUGCGGGUAGAAGAGCAUGAGCAGCUCACCUAUUCCUCCACGAGGUCCAAGGCCCCCAGUGUCAUCAUCACAGGUCUCAAGCCAGCCACCAAGUACAUAUUUCAUAUCCGAGUGAGGACUGCAACAGGAUACAGUGGCUACAGUCAGAAGUUCGAAUUUGAAACAGGAGAUGAAACUUCUGAUAUGGCAGCAGAACAAGGGCAAAUUCUGGUGAUCGCUACUGCCGCGGUUGGGGGAUUCACCCUUUUGGUCAUCCUUACUUUGUUCUUCUUAAUCACUGGCAGGUGUCAGUGGUACAUAAAGGCUAAGAUGAAGUCAGAAGAGAAGAGAAGAAACCAGUUGCAGAAUGGGCAUUUGCGUUUCCCAGGAGUUAAAACUUACAUUGAUCCAGAUACCUAUGAAGACCCAUCCCUAGCAGUCCAUGAAUUUGCAAAAGAGAUAGAUCCUUCCAGAAUUCGCAUCGAAAGAGUUAUUGGAGCAGGUGAAUUUGGAGAAGUCUGUAGUGGGCGUUUGAAGACACCAGGGAAAAGAGAGAUCCCAGUUGCUAUUAAAACUUUGAAAGGUGGCCAUAUGGAUCGGCAAAGGAGAGAUUUUCUGAGAGAAGCCAGCAUCAUGGGUCAGUUUGACCACCCAAAUAUCAUUCGCCUAGAAGGUGUUGUCACAAAAAGAUCCUUCCCGGCCAUUGGGGUGGAGGCGUUUUGCCCCAGCUUCCUGAGGGCAGGAUUUUUAAAUAGCAUCCAGGCCCCGCAUCCAGUGCCAGGGGGAGGAUCUUUGCCCCCCAGGAUUCCUGCUGGCAGACCAGUAAUGAUUGUGGUGGAAUAUAUGGAGAAUGGAUCCCUAGAUUCCUUUUUGAGGAAACAUGAUGGCCACUUCACAGUCAUCCAGUUGGUCGGCAUGCUCCGAGGCAUUGCAUCAGGCAUGAAGUAUCUUUCUGAUAUGGGCUAUGUUCAUAGAGACCUGGCAGCUAGGAAUAUAUUGGUGAACAGCAACUUAGUAUGCAAAGUUUCUGAUUUUGGUCUCUCCCGAGUGCUAGAAGAUGAUCCAGAAGCUGCUUAUACAACAACUGGUGGGAAAAUUCCUAUAAGGUGGACGGCCCCAGAAGCUAUUGCCUAUAGAAAAUUCUCCUCUGCAAGUGAUGCAUGGAGCUACGGCAUCGUCAUGUGGGAGGUCAUGUCCUAUGGAGAGAGACCUUAUUGGGAAAUGUCUAACCAAGAUGUCAUUCUGUCCAUUGAAGAAGGUUACAGACUUCCAGCUCCUAUGGGCUGCCCAGCAUCUCUACACCAACUGAUGCUCCAUUGCUGGCAGAAGGAGAGAAACCACAGACCAAAAUUUACUGACAUUGUCAGCUUCCUUGACAAACUGAUCCGCAAUCCCAGUGCCCUUCACACCCUAGUGGAAGACAUCCUUGUAAUGCCAGAGUCUCCUGGUGAAGUUUCUGAAUAUCCUUUGUUUGUCACAGUCGGUGACUGGCUGGAUUCCAUAAAGAUGGGGCAAUAUAAGAAUAACUUCAUGGCAGCAGGGUUUACAACAUUUGACCUGAUUUCAAGAAUGAGCAUUGAUGACAUUAGGAGAAUUGGAAUCAUACUCAUUGGACACCAGAGACGAAUAGUCAGCAGCAUACAGACUUUACGUUUACAUAUGAUGCACAUACAGGAGAAAGGAUUUCAUGUAUGAAAGUACUACAAGCACCUGUGUUUUGUGCCUCAGCAUUUCUAAAAUGAAAAUGUCCUCUCUACUACUCUCUCUUCUGAUUCUCCAAACAUUACUUCCUAAACCACGGUCUCCCGUUCAGACUAUGGCUGCACACCUUAUGUUUCUGCUUCCAACCUGGAUUUUAAAUUCAUGCUACAUAGGUCCUCUCUGAAUAGCCUGCAAAUAAAAUCUUGGCCCACUUCAGAUUAUCAUUACACAAUGAUAAAUAACCCAGCAUGGAUGUGUAACUUUGUAUAGAAGUAUUUGGGAAGUGUUCAUGGACUUAAAAGAAUCUGUCCAGAUGUAGCAUCCUUAACGAUGUAUGUAGAGUUUAAUGGUAGAUGAGAAAGAAAUAGUUGACUUUUAUUUCCUAUUUUGUGAUCUAGUAACUUCCAAAUUGACAUUAAUAUUUAUUUUUUAGAAAACCUUACUCAAUUUUAUGGGUUGUAUUGUUGCUUCAUUUUUUAAUAGUUUAACUGUUGGUGCCUGAUGUUAUUAGAAUGAUUUGCCUAAAUGACCAAUGAUUCCAUGUAGUGCAUUCUUGUCAGGUGUGACUAUGGUGAGAAGGGUGUAUUGGGGAGGGAGCGGGAGAAAAAUACUGUGCUUUUAAAUCUUCUAAGGCUGGGUUUGUCUAUAUUUUUUUAAUUAACUUUAUAGUGUCCUACACAUUUCAUAGUAGGUGGUAGUUUAGAGGCUUUUCCCCUCUAAUUUUUUUACUAUUGUGUAUUUCUCUACUAUGUUUUGAAGAUGAUCCCUAGAAAGAUCAAGAGUGAGUCCAUUGCUCUAAGAGCUUUCAUAGAGUGAAGGAUGGAAUAAACCCAUGACUGUUCCUUAGCUCAUCAUCACAGCACUGAGAAAAGUGGUUGUUUUCAGAAUUGGUUUGAAUAAAGAAUAUAAGAUUAUAGCCUUAGAUUUAAUAUGAAAUGAUUAAUUAAAACAGAAUUUUAUGAUAGCUAUGUGGUAACCUAACAAAAUAAAUGUAUCCAGCUGACUGCUAAUGGUGCAUUUUGCAAGUUUAAGAAUUUUUAUGUCUGUUCACAAAAAUAGUUACAUUAACAUGCUGAGCUAUUUUCAAGGCCUUCUAAGAAAUAAGUAUGAAUACUGCAAACUGGAUUUAAAUAGAUUUUACUGAGCAUAUAUAUUGUGUGUCAAUCUGUGUCCAUAUAGUUCACAUAAAAAUGUGAGCACAGCUAAGGUGUCUCCUCACAAUCUUCUGAGAGGCUUGCAACAAAAAGGCAAAUAUAUUUUUUCAGUGAGUUAGGCUGAGUCAGUUUAUCAAAAUAAUGCUUUUUAAGUACAAAUUCAAUUAAAAUGUCAGCUGCUUCCUGUAAACCUAUAAAAAAUGACUACCAUGCUAGGUGAAAGAGUAAGGAGAAUGUGGUAAGGUAGAAAAAAACACAAAGCAGAUUGUCUAAAUAUGAUGAUUAAAUAGAUUGGUUUUUAUUUUAUUUCUAAGAUAAGAUUCCCUACCCACAUUCUCAAAUUCCGACUUAAAGUACAUUUUUUAAUCAUAGUAGUGUGCCUUGUAUUUAAGGAAGUUCACUGUUUCUUUUUUCCCUUAUUUUAAGAUUUUAUGGAUUAUCCCAUUAUACUAGAACCUUCUACAUAUUUUCUUUUGCUGAAUUAUUUCCUUAUUUUUGCCUAGAACAGCUUAAUUUUUCUCAUUCUGAAAAACAAAAAUGAAUUAAAGUCUUUAGAGUAUUCUAUAAGUAUACUUUAAAAAAAGAAAAAAAUGAGUAAUCCAUCACUUUUUAAGUGUCAGAAAUAGCUAGCCAUAUUUUUCAGCUGUCAACCUGCAUGGUCCUGUAUUACUCAUAGACUAUCUGCAGUGUGCUUGAUACAUUUACACAGAUCUGGAUACAUUUAGAGAAAAUAUAAAGUUUCCAUAUUUAUCUGUCUUCAAGUAUAUAUUAAAUAAUAACAGAAGUAAACAGAUGAAAUUUAUUAAUCAUAUAUAUUUAUUUUUAUAAUACAACAAAAAAGGUAUUUAGGAAAAUAAGAGAUAGAAUAAUAUGGUCUUCCAUAUGACUCUGUCAGCAGCAUCUGUAUACCUUGAUGAAAUAAAUUCUAUUAAAGUAUUUAAAUUUAUAUGGGAUGGAUAUUAAGUAAUUGAAAGAUUAAAGAUCUCUGUUAAGAAUA